GGGGAGAGAGGGGCUGAGAAAGAGAGAAAGAGAGAGAGCUGGAGAGUCAGGGACAGGCAGCACUGAAAAGGAGAGCACAAAGAGGAGGAAAGUGGAGCGAGGGAGGGGAUCGGGAGACUGUGUGAAGGAAGAGAAAGGCAGGGAGAGGGGAAAGACAAAAGAAAGAGAGGGAGACGUAGCCGGGUGAACGGAGGGGAUCGCCGAGCAAAUGGCCACGGAGGAGACGGCGGGGGGAGCCAGGAAAGCCACCAAGAGCAAACUGUUUGAGUUCCUGGUCCAUGGAGUGCGUCCUGGAAUGCCGUCUGGAGCGCGGAUGCCCCACCAGGGGGCUCCCAUGGGCCCCCCAGGCCCCCCGUACGGGGGCAGCCCUGCAGUGCGGCCCGGCCUGCCCACCCCCGUUAUGGAACCCAGCCGCAAGAGACCCGCCCCCUCCCAGCAGGUCCAGCAGCAGGCUGUCCAGAACCGCUCCAGGAAGAAGCCUGUGGGAUUCCCUGGAGCCAAUGAGAUGCCGGCGAGGCAGAUGGACAUGAGAGAUGCCCAAUCAGAUCCCACGCUCGGAUCAAAUGCCAAGCGGAGGAAAAUGGCAGACAAGAUUCUUCCACAAAGGAUCCGUGAGCUGGUCCCAGAGUCCCAGGCCUACAUGGACCUGCUGGCCUUUGAGAGGAAGCUAGACCAGACCAUCAUGAGGAAGCGGGUGGACAUCCAGGAGGCCCUGAAGAGACCCAUGAAACAAAAGCGUAAACUGCGUCUGUACAUCUCCAACACCUUCAACCCUGCCAAGCCCGAUGCUGACGACUCAGAUGGGAGCAUUGCAUCCUGGGAGUUGCGUGUUGAGGGAAAGCUGCUAGAUGAUCCUGGGAAGCUGAAGAGGAAGUUCUCCUCGUUCUUCAAGAGCCUGGUGAUCGAGCUGGAUAAAGACCUGUACGGACCCGACAACCACCUGGUUGAGUGGCACCGUACGCCCACCACACAGGAGACGGACGGUUUCCAGGUGAAGAGGCCCGGAGACGUGAGCGUGCGCUGCACCCUCCUGCUGAUGCUGGACUACCAGCCCCCUCAGUUCAAGCUGGACCCACGGCUGGCACGUCUGCUGGGCAUUCACACCCAGACCCGCUCCUGUAUCAUCCAGGCUCUCUGGCAGUACGUCAAGACCAACAAGCUACAGGACUCCCACGACAAGGAGUACAUCAACUGUGACAAGUACUUCCAGCAGAUCUUUGACUGCCCCCGACUGAAGUUCUCAGAGAUCCCUCAGCGCCUCACCAACCUCCUCCUGCCCCCCGACCCCAUCGUCAUCAAUCACGUCAUCAGUGUGGACCCUAACGAUCAGAAGAAGACAGCCUGCUAUGACAUCGACGUGGAGGUGGAGGACCCCCUGAAAAGCCAGAUGAGCAGCUUCCUGCUCUCCACAGCCAAUCAGCAGGAGAUCGCCUCCCUGGACAACAAGAUCCACGAGACCAUCGAGUCAAUCAACCAGCUGAAGAUCCAGAGGGAUUUCAUGCUCAGCUUCUCCAGAGAUCCCAAGGGCUACAUCCAGGACUGGCUCAAAUCUCAGAGCAGAGACCUGAAGCUUAUGACGGAUGUGGUUGGGAACCCAGAGGAGGAGAGGAGGGCGGAGUUUUACCACGAGCCCUGGUCCCAGGAGGCAGUGAGCCGCUACUUCUACUGCAAGAUUCAGCAGAGGAGACAGGAGCUGGAGCAGGCCUUGGCUGUGAGAAACACCUAAACCUCCCCUACACCACUUCACUGUUCAUCUGGGCCAGAGCUGUGUGUGUGUUUGUGUAUUUGUGUCUAUGUAUACGUGUGUCUGUCUGCGUGUGUCGGCUACCGUUCAUCCGUUUCCCCUACUCUGGAGGACACAAGUCCACCGUGUCUUCUCUCUGGGACCACCAGUGUCCCCAGACACUGCUCUGCUCCUCACAUCCUCUCACAUCAUCGCAGGCCCCUGAUUCACACAAUCCUCUAGCAUGUCUCAGUGUCUUGAGUCUGGACCUUUGUCACAGACGGACUGCUCCGCUGGUUCCAGCGGGAGGUGGUGUAUACAGUGUUUCUGAGUCAGAACACCUCACUGUGUCUUCAAUAAGCCCAAAGUGUUCAAUAUGUCAUGUUUGUGAGUUUUCUUUUUUGGAUUGAUUUUAGUGUUUAAUUAGUUGUAUAAUUCAUAUAUGAAGGGGUGUUAUGUCUGUCUGUGGGAGGAAGGGAAAGGAUGGAGGGUCCUAAUGUUUUUGCUGUGGGUUUGAGGGUAUCAAACCAAUCUGUUACACCAGCAGACUGAAGGUCAGUUUUAUAACUAGCCGAGUUGAUUAAAGGACAGGAUUCUAUUUCCUGACUUAACCCAAACAGUAAGGUUUGUCGUUGGAAGUUGGUCAAAGAAGACAGUGUGAGAUUCUUUCCUCUUCAUGUAAUGUAAAAAUUCAACAACCAUGGAAAAGAUGCCAGUACAUAUAACCACCUUGUGUUACCACAGUAACAGUCCUGUGUGUCAGCUGAAGAGCAGACAAUGUUGAAGGAUAACUUGUAUUUGCCGCUGACUGACGGGUGUGUGUGAGGACUUAACCAUUCACACACUAGAGGUGAUGUUUUACAAUAUACAUGUCCACAGAGUAAUACCAGUGAGAUAUACGCAAAGAUAUACGGUAUAUCAAAUCAAGACAAAGUCAAGUAAGGACUUUACGUGACUUUUCUUUACAAACAGUUAUCCAGAGCACCUGCCGAGCAACCAGACCAAGUAUUAAAGCACCCAAUCACUUGCCAGUGAAAUAGCUUUAGUUGUGGAUAUUCGUGCUGCUAUUUUAGAGGAUAACUCCUUUCAGGAUCUCACACCACGUGUCCUGAAAAGCGACAACAAACUUGAUAAAACAGUAUUAGAUAUCUCUUUUCUCAUACCAGUGUUUUCUAACAUGUUAAGAAGGUUGUUCUUUAUCAAAAAUGUCAGCAUUGUCAGACUUGUCAGCAUUAAAUCUCACGUGUUGGUGUUUAUUUUAGCCUGCACAUAGAGCUGAUCUGCGUUUCAUGAAGUAUAUACCCACCGCAGUACCCUAUCCCUUGUUGAGGUCUGACAGAAUUUUGUCAUUUACAGUAAUGUCAUGAAGAAGUUUUCACCAAAGGUUCAAGUUGAUAGUAUUCUAAAGUUAAAGUUGAUAGUAUUCUUAUGAUUAAAAUGAACAAUGAAUGA
Messenger RNA from Osmerus eperlanus (European smelt), 3175 nucleotides. It is a transcript of the gene smarcd3b, whose product is annotated as SWI/SNF related, matrix associated, actin dependent regulator of chromatin, subfamily d, member 3b. Bases 209 to 1726 code for a protein of 505 amino acids. Lineage: Eukaryota; Metazoa; Chordata; Actinopteri; Osmeriformes; Osmeridae. Gene Ontology annotation, cellular component: nucleus; SWI/SNF complex. The transcript has 14 exons. Gene Ontology annotation, molecular function: transcription coregulator activity. The record is from RefSeq and is a predicted model, not a curated record. Gene Ontology annotation, biological process: regulation of transcription by RNA polymerase II.